UUAAGCAGUAGAAAUACGAAAAUUCUGAUGUUGAAAUAUUACCAAGCUGGGAAUGUUACAGACUCGAUUUACCAGGAGCUGCACGAAUGCAGUAGAUCUGAAGUGCUGUUGCUAAUCUCCAGGGAGGGAAAAGUAUACACCUCAGCAGCCUUUUGGUCUGAAAGAUGUGACAGUACAAUACUGUCGGCAUACGUCGCACAGUGUGCAAUUUUAGUGCUCCGUUCACUCAAAGCCAUUCGGAUUGCCCUUUGCACACGACUCGCUCUCUAUUAACAUAUAGCACAGCGGGAAAGAGCCCCUCAGUCAAAGGAGCCUCCGCUCAGCAAGAGAAACUUUAACAGGUCGAAAGUGCACGUUGCAUUUUCAGGUUUUUUUUCAGUGAAAUACGUUAUGAUUUGAGAUGACUUACAAAUAUAUCGACGUGUACUGAAGUGGUUUAACUCUGUCAGAAGGAUAUCCGGCCAGUAUUUCUUUAAGUUCCAUUGCAUUGUAUUGUUGCAGUUGAAAAUGGAUCAGUUUAUGGAUUCAGAAAAAGCUAAUCUGAUAACUGAAAAUAAGGCGAGGAUGUACAGUCUACGCUUGAAAAGCCCUUUUUCCAGUUCAAAAGAAACAUACCCAAAUUGCCCAUUUGACAAUGGAAGCAGUGCCAACUCCAUUGAAUUGGAGAGAUAUACAAGUCAACAUUGCCACAGCAGAUCUACAUCAGAUUUUGAAAACAGCGCAAAGCUGCUGGCAAGAAGGAAGCUCUAUAUUGCUGCUGUUAUUUGCCUGAUAUUUAUGGUUGGAGAAGUUGUAGGUGGCUACUUUGCCCACAGUUUGGCCAUUAUGACAGAUGCAGCACAUUUACUGACUGAUUUUGGCAGUAUGCUAGUUAGUCUCUUUUCCCUUUGGAUUUCCACCCGCCCUGCCACAAAAACAAUGAACUUUGGUUGGCAUAGGUCAGAAAUUCUAGGGGCUCUUCUUUCCGUACUAUCAAUUUGGGCAGUAACAGCUGUAUUGGUUUACCUUGCCAUCCAGCGACUGAUCAGCAAAGACUUUGAGAUUGAAAGCCAUGUAAUGCUUAUAACAUCCGGGUGUGCAAUAGGAGUCAAUAUCAUAAUGGCUGUGUUACUUCAUCAGUCGAAUACUUCCCAUAGCCAUGGUCGCGCAUUUGGUUACGAGGAGUUAGAAAACAACACAGUUGAUGAAAAUUCUUCCCAACAAAAUCAUCUAGGCAACACCAGUGUGAGAGCUGCCUUUGUGCAUGUUAUUGGAGAUUUGUUUCAGAGCAUCGGAGUGUUUGUGGCGGCUACAGUCAUCUUCUUUAAGCCUGCUUAUAAAGUCGCAGAUCCUAUCUCUACAUUCUUUUUCUCCAUUUUUGUCCUGGGUUCCACUAUAACUAUCUUAAAGGACGUCUUCCGUGUACUUAUGGAAGGUACCCCAAAAGGAAUGGACUUCAAUUCAGUGAAGGAGGUUCUUCUCUCUAUUAAAGGAGUGAAAGCCAUGCAUGGUCUCCAGCUUUGGGCCUUGACAUUAAACCAGCCUGUGCUUUCUGUUCAUAUUGCUAUUGAGGAGAACGUGGAUGCUCAGUCUGUGUUGAAGGAAACCACAGAGAUCCUUCGCAGCAAGUUUACCUUCCACACCACAACAAUUCAAGUGGAAAAUUUCUCAGAGGACAUGCUAGAUUGCAGUCAGUGUCAAGACCCAAAAGACUAAGAUUUCUUUCAAAUUUAAGAUCCCAGGAGGUGCCAUUCGUUGUUGUAUUGUACACUUGUCUCAGUAUUUUACAAGAUUUUGAAAAACCUACUCAAACUUAGGCUACGAUAGGCUACUGUAAUAAUAAAUAGUAUGAGACCUUGAUUUCCCUCUGCAAAGCAAAAAAAGGAGAAGCUCAGGAGAGAUCAAAUCACUCUAGAGUGAGUUGAAACAUUGCUGUGCAAUUCGCCAACUUGGUAGGACUUUCAUAUUUAUGAACUGGGAUCAAUAGUGAGUUGAGUACAAAUUUAAUGACUCUUGGUAGGUAAUAUUAUGUUAGUAAUUAGGCACAACUUGGGGAAGGACAGAUCCAAUAUCAGAGAAUUAGAUGUUUCUGAUACUUAGGUAGCCAAGAUACAAGAGCAGGAUUUUCCUGACCGCUAUCUGAAUGCUGCUAUUAGGCUGAAAUUGGGUUCAGAAGUUCUCACUAUCUGGGGAGCAAUUCUCUGGAUGGAAUAAUCAAUUGCUAGAGGGCUGACUGUUAAAUCUGGAGAGCUUGUUCUGCUGCUAUGUUGGGUAAGUGAAGGAAAGGGCAUUCCAAAAUGGAGACACCCACUCGCCAACCUUUUCAAAACUACAGGAAAAUAAUAAGAUUCAGCGACCUGACCAUCAUUGCUGUGCAGGAGAGAACUCUUCUACAGGGUAACUCAUGCUUGAUUCCAGAUGGCCUAUAAGGGCCUCUAAGUCUUAGGACUUUGGCAGCCUGAUCUGUCAUUGGGAGACAGUUUAGCUGAGAUCUCCCAAAACACAUCUGGGAGACCUGAAUAUGAAUGGACAAUCAGAGUCAACAUCCUUUAAUUGAUCUUUGUAGAGCUUUCUUUGGCUGUCAGUCUUGUAGUGGGGGACACUGUCACAUACCCAUCCCAUCUCCAGGAAAACGCCGCUGGGUAGGGCUGUGGCAUGGAAUAAGAAAGCCAGUAUACCAGCAGCCAGGCUGAAAAUUUCUUAGUGCCUGUUCACCUCAAUUCCCUGCCAAAGUAGGAGUGAAAAAUCUCCUCAAAGAUUCCUGUUAGGCUAUUCAUUUGGCAUGCUUGACUUGAUUUGAAUCAAUAAUUUCUGUGCAUGAUAUUUGGAAUAUCCAAUUUGAUAAAGAAGAUCUCAUGCUUCUCCAGGAUAAAAACAUACUUUGUAAACCGGUUACAGAGCACACAAUGAUAAUCCGGAUGAAGUUAAGGUUUUAUUUGCACAGAGGGUAAAACUUAUUUCCUGCCACUGGACAAUAUAAACUGGAUGCACGGAUUUAUCAAAAUUAGACCUUGGAAAUUUUGUGAGUAAUUGAAGUACUUUGACUUCAGAAAGACUUUAUCAUCUCCCAACCCAUUCUUAUAUACCAUUUUGGUGGCGAAUGCUUGGGCUGGCUGCCCUGCCGGCAGCAUCCCUCCAAUGAAAGGAGAUGGCAAUGCAAGGAAAGUGAGGGGCUUCUUUUGAAGGUAUUUCACACAAUGUUUCAAAGAAUUUUGGUUAAAAAGUUCUUUGUAAUUAAGGGGUCAGAGUGCACUGUUGUUAGAUUGAGAGGAUGGAAACAUUUGAAACAUUCUUUGUGCUUAAUGCUUGAAAAAUACUUCAGACUUAGCAGAUAUGUAAAAGAACAGCUUGAAGAAAACGUUUAGCAUGAGACCUAAUGUUACAUUGUAAACUCAACUUUUGCAAAUCAUUAUAUGAUCAAACCUCCCAAAACAGAUCAGGUGAAUUGGCCAUGCUAAAUUGCCCAUAGUGUUAGGUAAGGGGUAAAUGUAGGGGUAUGGGU
Messenger RNA from Chiloscyllium plagiosum (whitespotted bambooshark), 3481 nucleotides. RefSeq names its product solute carrier family 30 member 2 (gene slc30a2). Lineage: Eukaryota; Metazoa; Chordata; Chondrichthyes; Orectolobiformes; Hemiscylliidae. Gene Ontology annotation, cellular component: plasma membrane. Gene Ontology annotation, molecular function: zinc ion transmembrane transporter activity. The record is from RefSeq and is a predicted model, not a curated record. Gene Ontology annotation, biological process: response to zinc ion; zinc ion transmembrane transport.